UCAGCGAGCCCCGCCCCUCCCGCCGGGCGGGGCUCGCUGAUGCAGCGGAGCAUCCACAGCAGAGUCCGGAGCAUCCGCUGCACACAUAGUUUCCAGAUCUGUGGACCAAGUCACGCCCGCUUCCAGCCGGACCAGAGGACAGAGCUCAGAAUGUUUGUAGGUGUGUCAGGUCGGAUCCAGAAGGAUCGGGAGCGAGCUGAAGGUCUUGGCUCUGUGCAGCAGGCCGUACGGUACCUGAACCAGGACUUUCAGGCCCUGCAGGAGGAGUGUCUGCAGGAUGGAUCCUUGUUCCAGGACCCAAUGUUCCCUGCAGAGCCGUCGUCUCUGGGCUUUAAGGAGCUCGGACCCUUUACCACCAAAACCAAAGGAGUGGAGUGGAAACGGCCGACAGAGCUGACAGCAGAGCCUCAGUUCAUCGUGGGCGGAGCCACCAGGACCGAUGUUUGUCAGGGAGCGCUAGGAGACUGUUGGCUGCUCGCUGCUAUUGGUUCUCUGACUCUGAACGAACGACUGCUCCAUCGAGUGGUUCCUCACGGUCAGAGCUUCACCCACCAAUACGCUGGCAUCUUCCACUUCCAGUUCUGGCAGUUCGGAGAGUGGGUGGACGUAGUGAUUGAUGACCAGCUGCCGGUCAAAGACGGAGAGCUGUUGUUCGUCCACUCGGCUGAAGGCAGCGAGUUCUGGAGUGCUCUGCUGGAGAAGGCCUACGCCAAGCUAAACGGCUCGUACGAGGCCCUGUCCGGCGGCAGCACCACUGAAGGCUUCGAAGAUUUUACAGGCGGUGUUUCAGAGAUGUACGAGCUGAAGAAAGCUCCCAAAGACCUUUAUCGCAUCAUCAUCAAAGCUCUGGAGAGAGGCUCCCUGCUGGGCUGCUCCAUUGACAUCACCAGCACCUUCGACAUGGAGGCUGUGACCUUCAAGAAGCUGGUCAAAGGUCAUGCAUACUCGGUGACCGGCCUCCAACAGGUGGACUCCCGAGGGCAGCAGGAACGUCUUAUCCGGAUCAGGAACCCCUGGGGCCAAGUGGAGUGGACCGGAGCCUGGAGUGACAACUCCUCAGAGUGGAACUCCAUUGACUCCGCAGAGAAAGAUGAGAUGCUCUGCAAGAUGGAGGAUGGAGAGUUCUGGAUGAGCUUCCAGGAGUUUCUGCGCCAGUUCUCCAGGUUGGAGAUCUGUAAUCUGACCCCGGACGCUCUCAGUCAGGACUCCACCAGUUUCUGGUCUACUGUGACAUUUGAGGGUGGCUGGAGACGAGGAAGCACUGCCGGAGGGUGCAGGAACCAUCCCAACACGUUCUGGAUCAACCCUCAGUAUAAGAUCUGUCUGCUGGAGGAGGACGACGCCGACGACGGGGAGGCCGCCUGCAGCUUCCUGGUGGCUCUGAUGCAGAAGGACCGUCGCCGCUUCCGCCGCCACGGGCAAGACAUGCACACGAUCGGCUUCGCCAUCUACGAGAUUCCUGAGGAGUACCGGGGCUCUGCCAGUAUCCACAUGAAGAAGGAUUUCUUCCUGCGUCAUUCAUCCUGCGCACGCUCUGAAACCUUCAUCAACCUGAGAGAGGUGAGCGCCAGGCUCCGCCUCCCUCCGGGUGAGUACCUGAUCGUCCCUUCGACCUUCGAACCAUCCAAAGAGGCCGACUUUGUCCUGAGGGUAUUCACUGAGAAACAGACAGAGACCCAGGAGAUGGGUGGCGACGUGGUGGCGAACCUGGAGGAUCAGGAGGAAAUCUCCGAGCAGGACAUCAAUGACUCCUUCAGAUCCAUGUUCGCUCAACUGUCUGGAGAUGACAUGGAGAUCUCGGUGCAGGAGCUUAGGACCAUCCUCAACCGAGUGGUCGCCAAACAUAGAGAUCUACAAACAGAUGGCUUCAGUGCAGAGUCCUGCAGAGCCAUGAUCAGCCUCAUGGACAAAGAUGGCAGUGCUCGCCUGGGCCUGGUGGAGUUCCAGAUUCUCUGGAACAAGAUCAGGAAGUGGUUGGGAAUUUUCCGAGAGUUCGACCUGGACAAGUCAGGCUGUAUGAACUCCUACGAGAUGCGUCUGGCUCUAGAAAACGGCGGGUUCACACUCAACAACAAGCUGUAUCAGAUGCUGAUUGCUCGAUAUGCUGACAACGAGAUCAUCGACUUUGACAACUUUACCUGCUGCCUGGUCAAACUGGAGUUCAUGUUCCGGGCCUUCCAGGCUCUGGAUAAAGACGCGGCAGGAACCGUGGAGAUGAACAUUGUUGAGUGGCUCUGUAUGUGCAUGUGUGGAUGAAGAAACCCAGAGAGAGUCCAAAAGAACCAACAGCUGGGUCGCUGACAUGGCCCACCCACCGAUGCUCUCCUAGUGCAGCUUCCCUCGGUCUGCAUCAGUGGAUGUGUAUGGGGCAUCAGUUCUGCCAGAACAGAAAGUAAAUCUUGGAGCCUCAUGUAGCCAUAUUUACUAUAGUGACUGUAUGCAUGUGAAUAUAUACUACUACUAACAGUAAGACAGUUAGACACGUAGAUGCAUUAUCAUAAUGACCAUAAUUAACUGAAUAUCACAUUGUCGUAUUCCAAAAGUGAAGAAAACAUAUUUAUUGUAUAUUUGUAAACGUAUUGAUAAUACAAUAAGUAACUUUAAUUCCUACAACACAUUCAUAAAAGGAUUGUUUGAAGCUGUUUGACAACAGCUUAAAAUCUAAGUACAGAUUUAUUUAAAUUGUGUCAAACUGAUUUUGAUAGAAUUGCGACCCACGGUAAUAGAAAUAUCUGAUUUUACUUAAUCUGUUCCGAUGUGUUGCCUUUUUCUGCUGAUGGGUCAUCUCUGGUACAUGUUCACUGAAACGUCAGCUUUAGCUUUAUUUACCAGCGGCUGCCUUUAGCUCAAACACUGUUUACAUGGAGGCGGAGCCGUCUGCCACACGUUCACCACCAGGUGGAUGAUGCGUUCAUGCACAGCCUGCGGCAGCUCCUGCUCCAUCUUAUUAAAGCAACGUAACCUCUGUGUUUGAUUUAACUGAAAGCUGCACCUGCACCACUGAGGUCUGUUCCAAACACAUCCUGUGCUCCAGAGUUCUGGCUGAGGGCUAAUUAAGGAAAGCGCAACUAACUAUGCGCAUUGGAUGUUUCAAUAGGUUUUAUUGCGCGUUUUUGCGCUUAAAGGUCCUGAAUGUAACAACUAGACGUACACAGAGGCUGUGUUACUAAUUACUACAUAAUUAUAAGGCAUCUAAAGGAAAGCUUAGUUUUUAUCUCCCCACUGUGGGAUGAUUAUAGUUUAUCUAUCUAUCUAUCUAUCUAUCUAUCUAUCUAUCUAUCUAUCUAUCUAUCUAUCUAUCUAUCUAUCUAUCUAAUGAUUAAAGAUUGA
Betta splendens (Siamese fighting fish) is the source of this 3330-nucleotide messenger RNA. Its product is annotated as calpain-1 catalytic subunit-like. Gene Ontology annotation, cellular component: cytoplasm. The record is from RefSeq and is a predicted model, not a curated record. Gene Ontology annotation, molecular function: calcium-dependent cysteine-type endopeptidase activity; calcium ion binding. Lineage: Eukaryota; Metazoa; Chordata; Actinopteri; Anabantiformes; Osphronemidae. Gene Ontology annotation, biological process: proteolysis.